AUGAGGCGUGUGGAUGAGUUACGUAAGUGGGAUAGAAUGGGUGCUGUUGCUGCUACUCUCGCUGCCGGUACUGCUACCACUACUGUCAAAGAUGCUGUUGAUACUCUCGCUGCUGCUGCUGCUGCUACUGCUGCUACCCGCGCUGAUGCUGGUGCUGUUGUUACUGUUGGUACUCCCGUUGCUGCUACUGCUGCAGCUGCUGCUACUCCCGCUGCUCCUGCUGCUACUACUGCUGUUUACAUUACUGAUGCCUCUGCUGGUUUGGGGAUGUCGCAUGGGAGUGUGUUGGUGGCUGUGACCUUGGUGGUGCAGGUGUCUGCUUCACGCCUAAGGGGCUCGGGCACCCCACUACUGCCACCACUGUUCCCAGUGGUCUGA
Messenger RNA from Scylla paramamosain (green mud crab), 378 nucleotides. RefSeq names its product ice-structuring protein 4-like. Bases 1 to 378 code for a protein of 125 amino acids. Lineage: Eukaryota; Metazoa; Arthropoda; Malacostraca; Decapoda; Portunidae. The record is from RefSeq and is a predicted model, not a curated record. The transcript is spliced from 2 exons.